Chara braunii is the source of this 3086-nucleotide messenger RNA. Lineage: Eukaryota; Viridiplantae; Streptophyta; Charophyceae; Charales; Characeae. The record is from the annotation of a GenBank genome assembly.
GUGACGCCAAAAAGUCCAAAAGAAGCGUGUUGUUCUGAUUGUGAUGUGAGGGUGGAUGAGAGCAGCAGAGAUUGCGGGCAUCGAGGCGGGCAGGCGGGACUUGUUGGGCUACAUAAUUUGAGUCUUGUCUCUGCCGCCAUCGUUGCCCGGGGCUAGGUCCCACUUACACGAAUUAAGCGAUGUUGAUUGACCGUAGAUAGCACAGAUCGACGGCCAGAAGUUCUUAAUCAGGGCAAGUGGGACCUUGGCCCCGAGGGGUAGGGCCGGAGUGCCGGAGUGCAGGAGUGCGGGAGUGCGAGAGGGGGAGAGGGAGGAGGAGGAGAACGUGCAGCAGGGCCUGUGGUUGAAGAAGACGGGCGGGAGAGGAGAAAAAAUUAGCGCCAGGACAAGGCUAUUAUUUAGACGGUCGGUGUCGGCGUUUUCGAGAUUUACGAGGUGCGGCAGGGUACGGAGUCGAAUGGUGUGCAUGUGCGGUGUGUUGUUUUAACAUUUUGUAAGAACGAAAGAGAGCGCGGCAGGUACACUCCCAGAGGAGGAGGAGGAGGAGGAGAUCGCAGGAACAGAGGCGUGGUCGGGAUAUAUAUAUAUAUAUUUUGUUCUUUUCUUUUUUUUUGGUGAAAUUCUCAGUGCUAGACAUGGCUAUGGCCACGAUGCAGGCGCUGCGACGGGCCACGUCAUCUUUGCUGAGGGGGAGCGCAUCGCGGGUUGGCUUUCCUGCAUCCACCCGGCUGUUUCAUGAGAGCUCCCAGGCUAUGGCCGCUGCUCUCCCAGAGGUGUCGGUGGAGCCGUUCGUCGUAGACAUUCCCGUGCCAUUUAAGGCUCACAGGAUAGAGCCUCCAUCGCAGCAGAUCGAGACUAGUGCAGCGGAACUGCUCAAGUUCUACGAAGACAUGUACAGAAUGCGGCGCAUGGAGAUUGCUUCUGACAAUUUGUAUAAAAGCAAGUUUAUUAGAGGUUUCUGCCAUUUGUACGAUGGACAAGAGGCGGUCUGUGUGGGCAUGGAAGCGUCCCUUACACGUGAUGACUGUAUAAUCACGGCGUACAGGGAUCACUGUACACAUGUUGGCCGAGGCGGUACAAUCCCUGAGGUGAUGGCGGAGUUGAUGGGAAAGAAGGAUGGAUGCUCUAAGGGGAAAGGAGGGUCCAUGCACAUGUAUCGUAAGGAUCUCAAUUUCUAUGGUGGCAAUGGGAUUGUUGGUGCCCAGACUCCUAUCGGUGCAGGAAUUGCUUUUGCAUUGAAGUACAACAAAGUACCGGCUGUUUGUAUUGCCAUGUAUGGUGAUGGCGCAGCUAAUCAAGGACAGCUAUUUGAGGCGAUGAACAUGUCCGCUUUGUGGAGUCUGCCAAUUAUCUACGUGUGUGAGAAUAACCAUUAUGGGAUGGGCACUGCAGAGUGGAGGGCAGCGAAAUCGCCAGACUUUUACAGCCGUGGCGAUUACAUUCCCGGACUGAAGGUAGACGGGAUGGAUGUCCUGGCUGUUAAACAAGCUAUACGAUUUGCAAAGAAACACAGCCUUGAAGGAAAGGGACCUUUCGUUCUGGAAAUGGACACCUACCGGUACCAUGGGCAUUCCAUGUCUGAUCCGGGCAGCACUUACCGAACAAGGGAGGAGAUCUCGGGAAUUCGCCAGGAACGCGACCCGAUUGAAAGAGUUAAGAAAUUGCUGAUCGGCCGUCAGAUUGUACAGCCGGCAGAUCUGAAGGCAAUAGAAAAGGAGUGUUCCAAGGAAGUGAAUGAGGCAGUGGACUUCGCAAAGGCAAGCCCACAACCAGAGGAUUCGGAGCUAUACGCUGACAUUCAUGCCAAGCAGACGGAUAUGAAGGUAUUUGGAUGUGACCGGAAGGCCAACUUUGCUACCUUUCCUUGAUUGAAGAAGGUAUACGGCAUUUCAACAUGGAUGUGGUCUCAACAUUCCACGUCGUUCAUUCUGUCAAUGAAUGAAAAGCUUGCAUAUGUCUGCUUCGGGAUCAUCAACGGCACACGGCAGCAGCAAGAGAGGCUGCUGGUUAGCUAUGGCUACUUCAUGACAAAAGAAUGGAAAUAGGAUACGGUGACCUCUCGAGCUCGUGGAUGAAAGGAAGACAGAUCGGCUUUUCAAAAAAGCUCUCUCUCUCUCUCUCUCUCUCUCUCUCUCUCUCUCUCUCUCUCUCUCUCUCUCUCUCUCUCUCUCUCUCUCUCUCUCUCUCUCUGUGAAGAGCUUGCAUAUGUGUCUGCUUCGGGAUCAUGAAUGGCACACGGCAGGAGCAAGAGGCUGCUGGUUAGCUAUGGCUACUUCAUGACAAAGGAAUGGAAAUAGGAUAUGGUGACCUCUCAAGCCCGUGGAUGACAGGAAGUACAGAUAAUCUCUCUCUCUCUCUCUCUCUCUCUCUCUCUCUCUCUCUCUCUCUCUCUCUCUCUCUCUCUCUCUCUCUCUCUCUCGUGUUACGGAAUCGUAUACUGUAAGCCUGCACAUAGAGAGUUUCGCGGAGCUCAGGUGAGCAUAUAGACCGACGCCGAAGAGGAAAAACAGGCGAUUUUCUUUCGUUGUAAUAAUGCCUUGGCAGAUGGAAGCAGCCUAAGCAGGACGAUUUGGUAUCUUAACCGUGAUAGUAACCAGGUUUCAAGAGGUAAGCUCUUGAAUUUGGAGAAAGGACGGUGAGAAGAAGCGGUGAGUGAGUAGCACCCAUCGCAGUCAAUGUGUACGAGGGGAAGUUCUGCUAGCAGCAGCAGCGGCAGCCGCAGUAGUAGCAUUAGUAGUGCACGAAAGGCCAGGCCUUUUGGUUUCCUCCUCAGUUUCGCUCCCUCCUUUCAAGGCAGAACCUGUGGACAAUGUCUUCGUUCCUGGCACACAAAUUCUUCUGAUAUGUGAGUGUAGUACUGUGUACACUGAUGCUGGAAGAUUUGUGUUCCUGGAACACAUUCUUCUGUUCCAGCGAGUGCUGGAACGAUGCUGUCAAAUUUGUGUUGAUUUUGUGCAUCCCAGGUACGACAUGAUGCCGUUCAGUCUUUUGACUUUUAUUUCCCCUCUUUGCCCCCCUGUGAAGCCCCAGUGCAUGUGAAUGUAUGGCAGCUAAAUGGAAGUAUGUAAUAAACAUAAAUCUAUUAA